Molecule: messenger RNA, 2864 nt
Organism: Acanthaster planci (crown-of-thorns starfish)
Lineage: Eukaryota; Metazoa; Echinodermata; Asteroidea; Valvatida; Acanthasteridae
Source: RefSeq, a predicted model, not a curated record
CUAACCGUCAGUCUACCAUUCAUUCAUCCGGUGCCGUUUGGGUUGGUACGUGUACCCAAAUACAACCGAUUUUAUUCCCACUUAAAGCUUGUAUUAAAAGCUCAACAACCCGAGGUGUAAACCAGCUGUCUGGCAACAACUUGGAAUCAUAACACAGCGUAGUUGCUGACAUUAAAGGGAGAAUUUAAGCCGUAGAAACGAAGAUGGAAGCCCAGCAAAUCAUCACAAUGUCUAUCAACAAGAUUACCGGUUCGCGUGGCCAGCGCGGCGGUGUGAAUCUCCGGAAGAAUCUGCUCGUGGCCACAGUGCUUCACUCAGCCCGGGCCAUGUAUUAUGAGGAAAUGUGCAAUAGGAUGGCCAGGAAUGCCGAGCUGCGCUCAAGGGAAAGAGAUACGAUUGUCGAUGAGGAAGAUGACGACUGCACCGAAGCCCCCGAUUGGGGAGACUCGAACAACUCUGAGGAGUCGUCGUCAUGCCAGCGCAUGGAGGCUGAAGCCACCGAGCUCCCCACGGAGGACAAAGAAAACUGCCGGCCCGUUCCCACCAAUGCCUCGUCCGUGCAGGCCAGGCUGGAGAAACCCCACACGGACAGUACUUCAUCCCCUAUGGUCGCUGACCAGAAGCAGGAGGAGUCGUCACCAGACAUUGAUCGGAUGGUGCUGGGACAAUUGAACACCAACUCGCCCCCGACCGGCUGUAAUGCCUGCAAGCGAAAGCGGUCAGAAUCGGCCGACGAACUCCGGGAAGCCUGCGAAUCCAUCCUGCCCAAGCGGGCCAAAUCGUCGGACUCGGAAUGCCAAACUGAGGAACUUACCUCGUCAGCGUCCACGCCAUCGGCAAAACAGAACUCGGAGGGGUCUAUUACGAGCUUGGUCAGCAUUUUCAAAUCUGGAUUCCACGGACUAUCGGGGGAGGCUAAUCCCAGCGGCAAAACCACGAACAUCGGGUCCAGCAACCACCUCCAGCAGUCGUCGUACGCAUCGUCCAUGCCCAGACCGUUCGAGCAGCUACAAAUGCCCAUUGCCGCUUGCUGAACAAAAAACUCUUGGAAUACCAAACUGUUGCUGAACUGUUGAUGUUCUCUGGUCAUCUAAAACAUGUUGAUUUGAUUGAUUUUAAUGAUAAUUUAUGAUUACUUUUGUGCCCUUGGAUUCAAAUUCAAAGGUUGAUGUUUUCUCGUACACAAAAGUACUGGCAUAUUUUCUCUUGCCUUCGAGAAUUUGACGAAGAGAAAAUAUGCAGCCAAACGCAUUAUCAUGCUGCAUUUUUCUCGGUAAAUCUCUGUAGUAUUUUUAUUGUGAGGUCAUUUAAUUUAUUCCAGCACGAUGAUGAUGCAUACAGUGUUAAAAAUUCACCACUGUUGACGUGGCACAAAGCGAACUCGACACUGCAUAUUUGUGUUAGCUAUGCAUGUGAUACACGUUUCUUUGUCUGGCGGGAAGUGGCUUUCUUUUCAACCCGGCGUGCCUGGGCCAACGACACAAUGGCCCCGGCACCCCACACAAAGGAGCGCUCGGCGUGAACGCCUAGUGUGUGGAAUUCUUUUUUUCGCGGGCAUCGGGGGUCAUGUGGAGGCUGGUAAUCACACCGCUCUGUGGCCUCGCCCUAGUAGAGCCCGCUGCGACAGGAAAUGCAAAAAGCCCAUAAAUUUCCGGUGUGCCGGCUCCGGCCAAAUAUCUGACAUGAUUAAUGAUUGUCAUUUCUUCAGUUAAUCAUUCCUGUCAUACUCAUCAAAUUCGGGAAACUAUUUGGCAGCGUUGGAAUUUCAUUGGUGUUUAUUCGACCUGACAGUUGUACAAAUUUUCCUCCAAAUUCCUUAAUCUGAAUCUAAUUAAUUUACGAUUUAUUUGUACCGUUUUGGGUUUUGGCACGGUUGAUGAAAUCGGUUGUUGAUUUGAAAGCCAAAUUUCCGCCUUUCCAAAGCCCUUCCCACUAGACAGGACAUACCUAUUUGUGUCAGCUUCCUCAACUGUGUGUCAGUGUUUCCCGUGGGUGACUUUUUUGUGCAAUAAAUGCCCACCCGUGAUAUGGAUAUUGCCAUUAUCUCUCAGCAUUCCCGCUAAUCCUGUCGGAUGUGCUGGCUGCAUGAUGUGGCCAUGUCUCACAUCCGGAAAGGAUGACGCGUAGUACAAUGUAUACGUGUACAUGUAUAAUUCAGUUAACUAACAGGCGUGCCAUUUUAAACGCAGUGAUGUCAUAAUCGAAUAACGCAUGCUCAGGUUUAACUUUGUUACAUGUGUACAUGUAUAUACAUGGAUUUGAACUCCCGAGACAAUUUAAAGCCCGAUUUUCAUCAACUUCGAUCCCUCAACCUCUGAGGAAACCCAAGUAGCUUGUAAGGGAACAAGAGUGAGCCUUGGCACGACGCCCACGCCUGAUGAUGAAAUACUGGGCCGCCAUAUGGUGAAAAGUUCGUGUUGUAAUUUUCCAUUCGUCGAAUACCAAGAACUCGGGUGCGGUGCAUCAUACUAACUAACGUAAAGGUUAGUGCGGUUGCGGAUUCCAAAGUCCAUGUUCGCAGUGUUCGGUCCGUCUUCUCAGCACUGUGUUUUAUCUGAGGGUUGGUCGAUGAAUCACUUGGGAUUCUUUCAAUUAUGUGUCGACACCAUCAUCACAAUAGUUAUUGGGAGAAAGUGUGUAAUCACUACCGAGUUGACUUCGCACCAAUUGUUAUGAAUCAUGAACAGCUGCACGACUGUUUGUGUUUAUUUUUUGUAAAUUAUCAUUAAGUAUAAUUGUAUGAGAUUGACAUUGAACUUUCAUUAUCAACAUGCCUUAGCAGACUUAAUGGAACAUCGUAUUGAGAUUGUAUAUAUUUUUGAAUUCAAAUACAUGUGGCCGGUUUUGCGGUCGGAAACGAAAUA